Molecule: messenger RNA, 2656 nt
Organism: Yamadazyma tenuis ATCC 10573
Lineage: Eukaryota; Fungi; Ascomycota; Pichiomycetes; Serinales; Debaryomycetaceae
Source: RefSeq, a predicted model, not a curated record
CACUUUAAAAUCUUUGACUACAUUAAAACCUCCUUCGAAUCAAUUUACAAUGGUUGCCAGUGUAUACUCAUACCAGGACUCUGCGGAAGUCGCAUCGGCACUUGCCAAACACGUUUUGAAAUAUCAGGCUAAAGCCAUUAACGACUCAGGCAAAUUCAGACUUGCUGUGUCCGGCGGGUCUUUGGGCAAAGCCUUGAAAAAAGCAUUAAUCGACAAUAAAGACGUUCUCUCUCAAGUCCAAUGGGACAAAUGGGAAGUGUACUUCAGUGACGAGAGAUUGGUUCCAUUGGACCAUGAGGACUCCAAUGCUGGACUCUUCUUCCUGCUGGUGAUUGACCAAUUGCCAUCCACAGUCACCAAACCCAAGGUGAUCACGAUCGAUGAGUCGUUGUUGACAGGCAAAGACGGCCAAGUCGACGGCUCUGACCACACGCAAGACAAAGCCAUCGCCCAAGACUACGAAGCGAAGUUGCCGUCUAAUAAGAAGAUGGAUUUGGUGUUGUUGGGAUGUGGACCAGAUGGACAUACUUGUUCUUUGUUCCCCGGCCACCCGCUCUUACAGGAGCAGACUCAAUUGAUCGCCUACAUCAAGGAUUCACCCAAACCUCCUCCAAGAAGAAUCACCUUCACGUUCCCGUUAUUACAGAAAGCCUCUGGAUUGGCAUUUGUGGCUGAGGGCGCCGGUAAAGCACCUAUCUUGAAAGAGAUUUUUAACAACCCCAACUCUAAAUUGCCUUCGCAAUUGGUCAAUAACUUGGAUGUCGAGGUUGCAUGGUUUGUCAACAACGACGCCAUCAAUGGUGUUGAUGUGCUUCCUUCUAAAUACUAAGUACAGUUGCAAAUGUAUAAAUAAUGUCUCGAUUUUCAACUGCGAACAUUUAAUCUCACAUCUCCAUCACAACCAGCAUCUUCACCAAAUGGCCGAUUUAGGAGUAAGCUUAUGGCUUUGCCCGCGAGCAAACACGCCUCUUUACGAUAAAUUGACCACACUCAUGAGCUCGCUCAAUACUCUUUUCCCGAACCUGCCCCCCAGAUUCGAUCCCCACAUCACCAUCACCAGCAACUUGGUCAUCGACCGGGCUGCUCCGCACGAUGAUGUGGAUCGAAUUCUCUCGGCCAGUGCCGUGGCCUUCGACUCAUUUGCCAAAGAUCACUCUCAUAUAGUGACUCUCGGGAGAGUCGAUAGCCAAAGGAAGUUCUUCAAAAAGCUUUAUUUCCAAGCAAAAAAAGACCCCAAUUUGCUUUCAUUGACGAGAAUUAUACGUGAGUUAUUUGUCAUACUACCUUCCAAGAUCGAAAAGGAGAACCAGAAGGAAAACCCCCAUUUAUACACUAAUGACAGCCAUGGGAAUCUUGUGAAGCGUAAACCUUCAAAGAAAGACAAGACUCGAAACCCAGCCGAACAGCAUCCGCUCAAGGAAUUGGAUAUAUCUAGACUACGAGAGGAGGCAGCCAUUGAAGCGGCCGAAUGGACAUUGAACGAGUUUGAUCCUCAUCUUUCCCUUGUGUAUAGUGACAUCUACCCUAUUGACAGUGCAUUAUGGAGAACAAUUAAAACUCGGAUCCAGGACUACUUGAACAUUAACGAAUGUGACGCCGAGGACCUAGAAGAUAACGGGUUGUCCUGGGACGGAGGUGUGUUGAAGUUGGUGUUGACAGAAGGUGAUGUGAAUGAUUGGAUAGUGUUGGGAAGUGUUGAAGUUCACUAAUGUAGAUUUAAUAGUGUAUGACAGGUUCUUUGUAUGUAUUUGUGUUUGUAUGUGUAUUUGGACAGGAAAAUUAAUCUUUAUUGUAAUUACAAGUAUAUCUAUGUACAGUUAUUGCAUUUCUGCCUUAAGUUCAAGAUGGGCUACCGGCAUUGCAGCCAAUUCCCCAUCCGUAUACGAGGCUCUGAAAAACGCGUAGUUCAACACUAUGUCAUCCACAGUUCUUAAGUCGGGAUCCUUAGCAAAGUCAGGGUCAAUGAAGAAGAACACCGGCAUGUCCACUUCUUCACCUGCUGCCAAUCUCUGUUCUUCGAAACAAAAGCACUGGAUCUUGUUGAAAUAGCCCGCAGCUUGCUCGGGUGUCACCGAGUACGUGGCCAUUCCGAUCAUGUCUUCUUUUGAAUUGUUUUUGGCUCUGUAAAAUGCCAAUGCCGUUUCGCCUGGCACCACGUACACUUCUCUCUGGAGAGGAGUGAACUUCCAGGGUAAGAUUCCGGAAGAUUGGCAUGUAAAAGAGAUUCGAAUUCUCCUGUUUGUGUCCACUGGAACCACCUUAUCUUUUGUGAAUUUGGAGGCAUCUGUGAUGGGAGUUCCUCCCCAGCCAGUUCGCUUACAAAGAGCUCUGUAGAAAGGAACAGCCAUGAAAGCAAGGGCCAAGAAAACAAUCCCCAACGACGUAGCAUAGUUUGUCGAUGUCUGCAUCCGGUACUUUUGCUGGGCAAUUUUCUCCUUUUGUAAUCGUUCAAAGUUCUCGACGUAUAGGUUACUCUUCUCAUCUUUAGAGAGAUCUUGUAAAACACUAGAUUGGAAAAGGGUCCUAGAAGGUGUCAACACUAAAGGUGCACCACGUAUCAUAAACAAAGGUCCUGGCACAAACCUGGUCAAACUUUGACCCCAUAUAGAUCUUGGGGCAAUAGUUCUUAACAUUAGGACGUGAAGGUAAUGUGCUG